Molecule: messenger RNA, 2296 nt
Organism: Coccinella septempunctata (seven-spotted ladybird)
Lineage: Eukaryota; Metazoa; Arthropoda; Insecta; Coleoptera; Coccinellidae
Product: protein RCC2 homolog
Exons: 5
Coding region: 304-1743 (479 amino acids)
Source: RefSeq, a predicted model, not a curated record
GCUCCUAUUUCUUUUGUUUGAUUUCCGGGUCCGUUAUUUCUUGAAUGGGGUUUUAUCGCAGGGCUUAUUGUAUUUAUGUUGGUAAUAUUAAUAACUAAAAUGAUUUAUUUUUAUUGAGCAUAAACAAGUAGGCGAAAAAGGCAGGGUUUGCAUUCUUUUAAUACAUUUUUGAAAUUAGUUUUAUGUGCAUCAAUAGUUAUAACACCGGUCUUUUCACACACAAGGAGUCGUGAUUCUAUAUCAAAAGAAACACGUAUUUUCCUCGUUGCUUAACCCAGAGUUUCUUUUGUUGUAAUCGCUAAUAUGUCUACUAAACGUAAGAGAGCCCCAGCCAAAAAAAACGCAAAGAGAGGUAAAAGGAAAGAAGAAAGUGAUAUCGAUUCUGAUUUAUCUGAUAGAAGUGACAAUGAGAAUACUACUCAGCCAGAUGAAGUUCUAAUUGCUGGUCAUGGAGAUGCACUGGAUGAUCUUACACAACUCCCUGAAGAACUCUUGAAAACAAUCAUCAAACCUGCUGGACAAUUGCUUAUUUUUGGACAGGUUCAUUGGGAUAAUGUUGGUAAAAGGGAAAUAAAGCCGACUCCUAAGAUGUAUCCCAAUUUGUAUGUUCCACAUAUAUUCACAGAUUUGAAGGUGCGACUUGCUGUAAGUGGUUGUGUGGCUGCUCAUAGUGUAAUUGUUACUGAAGAAGGCAAGUGUAUGACAUUUGGUCGAAACCCAUAUGGGCAGUUGGGAUUGGAUGACACCAACACUAGGUACUCUCCAACAUUAGUUCCUGGGUUAGAGGAUAAGAAUAUUAUUGGUGCUGCAUGUGGAAGACACCAUACUUUAUUCCUAACCGAUACAGGUACUGUCUAUGCAUGUGGCGAUAAUCGAUCUGGACAGUGCGGUGUUGGAAAUUUACAACCAAAGAUUAUGGUUCCCACUAGAAUCAAUUAUAGAGGACCGCCUAUAAUUAAGGUUGGCUGUGGGGCAGAUUUCUCUGCUAUCUUGGACAUCAAGGGUGGUCUUUGGACUUUCGGACUACCUGAAUAUGGCCAGUUGGGUCAUAAUACUGAUGGAAAGUUCUUCAAGACUAGCACCAAGCUGUGUUUCAAUUUCGAGACAAGUCCAAAGCGUAUCUUGAUAUAUAUCGAGAGAACCAAGGAUGGACAUGUAUCCCCAGUUGAUUUUCCUGAAAUCGUCGAUUUCAACUGUGGUCAGAACCACACUGUUGCGAUAGACAGCAAGAAAAGGGCUUUCUCUUGGGGUUUCGGAGGAUUCGGACGUUUGGGCCAUAAUGAACAGAAAGAUGAGAUGGUUCCUCGCUUGAUCAAAUUCUUUGAUUUCCAAGGAAAGGGAGUGAGAUCUGUUCAAUGUGGCUCCACAUACAGUCUUGCGCUUUCUGACUUGGGAAUACUAUUCAUGUUUGGUCAAACCAAAAGAACUGGGGAGGCCAACAUGUAUCCUAAGCCAAUUCAAGAUCUCAACGGAUGGAAUAUACACCACAUUGGUGCAGGAUUCACUUCCAUACUUGUACACGCAGAUGAUGCGAUUAUAGCGUGGGGGGCCUCUCCAACUUACGGAGAACUUGGACUUGGUGAUAUGCAGAAGUCUAGCACCGUUCCGAAAGAGGUCAACAAACUUGGUGGCCUGAAGGUGCUUGGCUUGACCAUGGGUUUCAGUCAUAGUCUGGUGAUUGUGAAUAAUGCCUUGCCGGAAGUUCAAGAAAAACUGAAAAAUUUCCAAACUUUCACCCCUUAGAUGUACUCAACAUUCCCCAUACGAUGAGUAAUUUUCAUGUCUCCUAGUUAGGAUCAUAACGUUAAGCGAAAAAAAAAUUGUAACCAUAAAUUUCAUCACAGAUUAAUAAGAAAACUUUCGUCGUGUUCAGCGUAAGGAUGCAUAGGUUACAUAUGCUCGAUAAAAAUGAAUCCGCACACCUCAACUAAAUCCAUUUUCCAGUAUUUGAUAUCACCUAAUCCAUUCGUCAUAUAAAUGCAUAAAAAAAAUAAAACGGGAAGUGUUCUAAACGCAUGUGCCUAAGUGAUCUAUACACUCUUAAGCUUUUUGAUGUACUAGGUUUAAAACUAUUCGACAUUUCGUAAAAAUGAGUUUUGGCAUUGCGUUUCCUCAAGUCAUAUCGGGCAGAUUUAUUAUUGGUCUGUGGUGAUAUGAUUCUGACAAGUUUUGUUUUAACUAUACCUUAUAUGUUCAGUAUUUUUAUAUUUAUUGUUUAUAAUGAAUACAGAAUGUGUAACUAUUAUAAUAUUUUCAACUGGUAAUUGGUCUUUUUCAUUAAAGUUUUUUCAGGAAA